UCUGAUGAUAUGUUUAUUUCUACUUUUCCAUGAAAAAUGACAUGGUUAAAUUGAUGCGCACUGCUUAUAAAAACAGUGUAACACCGUCAUAAUCAUUCGCGUUCUUCAUUUACAACGAUGUCCACUGUUGCUGUUUUAAAUAAAAAUUGUUAUGCGUUACAAAAUGAAAAUAUAUAUAAUUCAUUGCAUCGCAAAAAAUCAGCUUCAAACCCGGUUUCUAAAAGCUGGUGGGAAAUUCAUCGCAGGCCUAUAUUUAUAAGCCUGAUAUUCACUUUGGUUGUUGGACUUAUCUUGAUAUUUGCGAUUGCUGCUUGCAGUCUUUCUAUUGGAUUUUUCAUAAAUAAAAGCCCAUGCGAAAAACAUGUUAAACAAAAUGGUUUUCCGUAUCUUCUUUCAACGAAAAUCAAUGGGAGUGGAACGACAACAAAUCGUGAUUCUCAAAAUAAAACCAUGGCAGCUGAAAAAACUACUCGGACAAUUCUCAUUACUCACUGGACCAAUGUAUCUGGAAGUAAAAUGGAACAGAAACAUCAAAUCAAAGGUCACACAGGUCAGAUUAAUGGAUUACAAUUUUAUCGGAUAAAUAAACAUGUGUAUCGUACAAAACGGAAAAGAUCGUCUUUUCCAUCACCAUUUUUACCUCAACUCAGAUCACAUCGUGUGAAAAGAUCCGCAAAUCUUGAAGGAAGGGUGUUCAAGAUUCACACAAAAGACAAUUACCAGUGUUUGUAUUUUGACGGAGCAACUGCUAAAUCCUUUAAAUGGAUUCAGAACGGCAAUUUUGUAAAGUUUACUUUUGAGAAACAAAUAGACGGAUCAUACAAAAUAAAGUCAUUUGGGAGGCCGAGAUACAUGUAUGACGGAUAUAACGUGUCUGGUGCAAAAGAGAUAUAUCUAAAUGGUUACAACCAAACAGACGACGAUCAUAUGCGUUACUACAUAACCAUGGAAACGCAAGGCUACUUCAGAAUAAAAACAAAAGCAACAAAUCGGUACGUUCGGCUUGAUCCGGACGAAUACGUCUCAUCAAGGUUCAAUAUAGCAGACGACAGGUCGUUGUUUCAGUUCAUAGAAGUGGAUAGAGUAAAUCUUCAGGGAAAAGUGUUCCAGAUAUUCGAACUGAAAGCUGGUGAAUGGUGGUAUUACGACGGGAAUAAUUCAGAUCUAAAAGCUGUAAGGCAGUUUACGUCGCAACCAAGGAGUGAUUUUCUUAAGUUUACUUUUGAAAAACAAAUGGACGGAUCAUACAAAAUAAAGUCGUUUGCUGUACCAAGAUAUAUUUACGAUGGGUAUAACGUGUCUGGUGCACGUGGAGUAUAUCUAAAUGGUAAUGACCAAACGGAUGACGAUCAUAUGCGAUACUAUAUAACCAUGGAAACACCGAAAUCCUACAGAAUAAAAACAAAAGCAACAAAUCGUUACGUUCGGCUGGACGCGAUCGGAUAUGUAUCAUCCAGAUUGAAUAGAGCAGACGCAAGAUCUCUAUUUAGAUUUGCUGAGAUGCAUACAGUAAAUAUUGAAGGAAAAGUGUUCAAGAUACAGGCAAAAGAAAACAAUCAAUUUUGGCAUUUCGACGGAGGUAACGAAGUCCUUAAAGUUGUUUCGUCAUUGGUUCAACCAAAUGAUGAUUAUGUUAAAUUUACUUUUGAGAAGCAAACUGACGAUUCAUAUAAAAUAAAGUCGUUUGCCAUGCCAAGAUACAUGUACGACGGGUAUAACGUGUCAGGUGCACGUGGGAUAUAUCUAAAUGGUGACGACCAAACGGAUGACGAUCAUAUGCGAUUCUUUGUAACCAUGGAAACACAAGACUUCUACAGAAUUCAAACAAAAGCAACGAAUCGUUACGUUCGGCUUGACUCGGACAAUUACGUAUCAUCAAGAGAAAAUAUAGCAGACGAUAGAUCGCUGUUUAAGCUCGUAGUGGUGUAAACAAAAAUGAAUUUUGACUAAAACAAGACAACUUGUGUUUAUCAAUUUCUUUUAUCA
Molecule: messenger RNA, 1986 nt
Organism: Ruditapes philippinarum (Manila clam)
Lineage: Eukaryota; Metazoa; Mollusca; Bivalvia; Venerida; Veneridae
Exons: 8
Coding region: 118-1929 (603 amino acids)
Source: RefSeq, a predicted model, not a curated record